Molecule: messenger RNA, 399 nt
Organism: Protopolystoma xenopodis
Lineage: Eukaryota; Metazoa; Platyhelminthes; Monogenea; Polystomatidea; Polystomatidae
Source: the annotation of a GenBank genome assembly
GAACGAAUAUUCCCUCCGGCAGAUGGUCUCACCUUCUCUACUUGGGUGUGUGUGCACAAAUUCGAUGAACCACCCUCCGGCACAAGGUCAAUUCCGACAGCUUUGUCCGCUUCGUCCACAGAAGCAGUGGCAACUUCUUCAACUGAUUCAGCCUGCCCCACUGAACCAGAAACUGCUCCAUCCUCGACAUUGCCUCAGUCGCCGAUUGCAGCUCAGACUGCUCUCGCCAGCUUGGCCCGAUUGCCGCAUCCGGUACGCUUGUUGACGUUGGUGCGAGGGGUGCAGGGCCUCAACGACCAGCUAGUCUGCUUGGCCAUUUUCCUGCAUCCCAUUGAGCGUACUCUCAUUGUGUCGACUCAAGAAAAAUUGCAGCAUGUUGGUAGGGUCAUUCUUCAAUAA